CCGCCGUUUUCGUUCCUCCCGGUCUGCGCGCGCUUCGUCCGUUAUGAAGUGCUGACGGCAACCGUGUGAGAGAGGAGGAGCGUGAGAGAAAGAAAGGACGCAGUAGUGGCUUUCCCACAUCACAGUGUCUCGUCCUCCGCUCGCCGCCACUCGGCUAGAAGACCAUGGCCUACGACAUGGACACCAGUUCCUCCUCGGAGUUGUCCGCCGACCAGUGGCCGUCGAGAAACUGGACCGGGGCCGCCGGCGGUGACAACAGCUCGCCGCUCUACCUCUCGGAAGGCGAGGAGGAGGAGGAGCCGCUGACCACAGUGGUCGCCAUGACCGUCGUGUACGCCGUCAUCCUCGUCACCGGCGUGACGGGCAACGUCUGCACGUGCAUCGUGAUCGCGCGACAUCGGUACAUGCACACGGCGACCAACUUCUACCUGUUCAGCCUGUCCGUGUCAGACCUGCUGCUCCUGCUGCUGGGCCUGCCGCAGGAAAUGUACCAGCUGUGGCGAAAGUACCCGUACGCCUUCGGCGAGGCCUUCUGCGUGCUCCGGGGCCUGACCUCGGAGAUGUCGACCAACGCCUCGAUAUUGACCAUCACGGCGUUCACGGUGGAGCGCUACGUGGCCAUCUGCCACCCGCUCAGGGCGCACACCAUGUCUCAGCUGCCGCGGGCCAUCCGCUCCAUAGUGGGGAUAUGGAUCGUCGCCGGAGCGUUCGCCGUGCCGCUGGCGCUACAAUUCGGCAUCGUGUACCAGCGCACCGCGGACGGGUCGGGCUUCUUGCCCGAGACGGCGGCGUGCAUGCUCAAGCGGCCCGUGGAGCACGCGUUCACCGUGUCCACGGUGCUCUUCUUUGUUCUGCCCAUCAGUGUGAUAUCGGUGCUGUACAUCCUCAUUGGGCUGCAGCUGCGCCGCUCCAACGCGGCCACGCGGCGCGACUGCUCGCCGGAUAUGAACGGCAAGAGCCACCACCCGAGGAGUAGCGCGAUGGUCCCCAUGCGCACCCCGCGACAGUCCGGUGGAGGCUCCAAGCGUGCCGUCGUCAAGAUGCUAGGGUGA
This is a messenger RNA of Dermacentor silvarum, 1052 nucleotides long. RefSeq names its product pyrokinin-1 receptor. The record is from RefSeq and is a predicted model, not a curated record. Gene Ontology annotation, cellular component: plasma membrane. Gene Ontology annotation, biological process: neuropeptide signaling pathway. Gene Ontology annotation, molecular function: neuromedin U receptor activity. The transcript has 2 exons. NCBI's taxonomy places the organism in Eukaryota, Metazoa, Arthropoda, Arachnida, Ixodida, Ixodidae. The coding region runs from base 165 to 1052 and encodes 295 amino acids.